AUGACUCACUACUUCAGGACUCGCACCCUCAACAACAACAACAUCACCCUCAUCCCCCUGUCCAGCUUCAACCACAUGCCCAAGCUGCGGACACUGCGUCUGCACUCCAACAAUCUCCACUGUGACUGUCACCUGUCCUGGCUCUCUGAUUGGCUCAGAGCCAGGCGGGGCUUGGCUCCCUUCACCCAGUGCAUGGCCCCCGCCCACAUGAGGGGCCUCAAUGUCCCAGAUGUUCAGAAGAAGGAUUUUGUCUGCAACGGUCCAGCACAGACCGAGUUGAGGACUUGUGUUCCUCAGGCAGCCGUGUGUCCACCCAGCUGCAGCUGUAACAACAACAUUGUGGACUGUCGUCGUAAAAGCCUCACUGAAAUUCCAGCUAACCUCCCAGAGAGCAUCGUGGAGAUUCGCUUGGAGCAGAACUUGAUUAAAAGUGUCCCAGCAGGAGCCUUUGUGAUGUACAAGAAGCUCAAGAGGAUUGACUUGAGUAAGAACCAGAUUUCUGACAUUGCCGGCGAUGCUUUCAACGGCCUCCGCUCGCUCACCUCACUGGUGUUGUACGGCAACAAGAUCACAGAGCUGCCCAAGGGAUUGUUUGAUGGACUGGUUGCCUUGCAGCUACUGCUGCUGAAUGCCAACAAAAUCAACUGUUUGAGAGUCAACGCCUUCCAAGACCUGCAGAACCUCAACCUGCUGUCGCUGUACGACAACAAACUGCAAACAAUCAGUAAAGGACUGUUCGCCCCCCUGCGCUCCAUCAAGACUCUUCAUCUGGCCCAGAAUCCCUUUAUGUGUGACUGUCACUUGAAGUGGCUGGCAGACUACCUGUUUGACAACCCUAUUGAGACCAGUGGAGCGCGCUGCAGCCACCCCAGAAGGCUGGCUAACAAGCGCAUCAGCCAGGUUAAAGGCAAGAAGUUCAGGUGCACAGGUCAGGAGGACUAUCGCAGUCGUCUCAGUGGAGAGUGUUUCCAGGAUCUGGUGUGUCCAGAGAAAUGUCGCUGUGAAGGCACCGUGGUCGACUGCUCCAAUCUCAAACUGACCCGCGUACCUCCGCACAUCCCCGAUCACACCACAGACCUGCGGCUAAAUGACAAUGAGAUUGCCAUCCUGGAGGCUGCAGGGACGUUUAAGAAGCUGCCUAACUUGAAGAAGAUCAACCUGAGCAACAACAAGCUAAGGGACAUCCGUGACGGUGCGUUUGAUGGAGCAGGUGGAGUUUUGGAGCUGCUGCUGACAGGGAACAAGCUAACUGCACUGCAGGGACGCAUGUUCAAAGGCCUCAGUGGCCUGAAAACUCUUAUGCUGCGCAGCAACCAGAUCAGCUGCAUUGACAACAGUACAUUUACGGGUCUGAGCUCGGUGCGUCUGCUGUCGCUGUACGACAACAGGAUCUCCAGCAUCGCCCCAGGAGCCUUCUCCACCCUGCACUCGCUGUCCACCAUGUCAGUUGUGUGUUUAAUAUUCAUGUCCACGUCUCUCUCUCCCUCAUCCAGCACUCUCCAUGGCAACGACCUUUCAACAAUACCAGAAGGAGCUUUCAACCACCUCACCGCUCUGUCCCACCUUGCUCUUGGUGCCAACCCCCUGUACUGUAACUGUGACCUGCGCUGGCUCUCUCAGUGGGUCAAGGCUGGCUUCAAAGAGCCUGGCAUUGCUCGUUGUACUGGACCUCCUGACAUGACUGACAGGCUACUGCUCACCACACCACUCAACAGAUUUAUCUGCAAAGGUCCGGUAGAUAUCAGCCUGAUGUCGAAGUGCGCCCCCUGCCUGGCAGCACCCUGCCGAAACAAUGGUACCUGUGUCUCCGAUGCUACUGGAUCCUACCAGUGCACCUGUCCAUAUGGAUUCAAGGGUCAAAACUGUGAAAUGCCCAUCAAUGCCUGUGUUAGUUUCCCCUGCUCUAACGGAGGAACCUGCCACAUCCAGCUUCGCCACGAAGACCACUUCAGCUGUGUGUGUCCGCCAGGUUACGAGGGCCAACGUUGUGAGAUGAACCCGGACGACUGUGAAGACAACGACUGUGAGAACAACUCCACCUGCAUCGACGGAGUCAAUAACUACACCUGCGUCUGUCCACCCAACUACACAGGUGACCUGUGCGACGAGGUGGUCGACCCUUGUCUCCAUGGUUUCGACCCCUGUCAGCACGACUCAAAAUGCAUCCAUGUUGGCCGCACAUACAGGUGCGAGUGUUUACCGGGCUACGUGGGCCAACACUGCGAGCAGGACUAUAAUGACUGUCUGGAGAAUAAGUGUCAACAUGGAGCGGAGUGCGUCGAUGCUGUCAACGGCUAUACCUGCGUCUGUAAAGAGGGUUUCAGCGGGCUGUUCUGUGAGAACCCUCCACCAAUGAUCUUGCUGCAGACCAGCCCCUGCGACCAAUCGGAAUGCCAGAACGGCGCCCAGUGCCUGGUGGUUGCCGGGGAGCCCGUCUGCCGCUGCAUGCCCGGUUUCUACGGCAGCAAAUGUGACAAGAUGGCAACUGUUCACUUUCUGGGUCGGGAUGGAUAUGUGGAGCUACCAAGCGCAAAGCUCCGUCCCACUGCGCAUAUUUCAUUACAGGUGGCUACAGAUAAAGAUAACGGUAUUUUGUUGUAUAAAGAGGACACUGACCCCCUGGCACUGGAGCUGUACCAGGGACACAUACGACUCAUCUACGACAUCGCCACCUACCCACCUACCACUGUAUAUAGCGUGGAGUCGGUGAAUGACGGGCUUUUCCACACGGUUGAGCUGUUGAUUCAGAACCGUUCACUGAGCCUGGUGGUGGAUAACGGUGCCCCUAAGAGUCUGGGAAAGCUAGCACGCCAGCCCUCCGUCGACCACAACACCCAACUUUACAUAGGAGGAGUACCGUCUCAGGUGGUGGCCUCAGGUCUGCGACCCGGCCCUGAACGUUCCCCUCAGGCUUUUAAUGGAUGCAUCCAUAACGUCCGAAUCAACGGGGAGGCUCAAGACCUUAGUUACCGAGCCGCAGGAGGAGUGCGAACACAAGCGGUCGAGGGCAAGGGUGAAGGCAUUCUUGCAGGGUGCCAUUCCUGCAGUGUGUGCGCACAGGGUGCGUGCAGGGAGGGAGGAGAAACGGGGGUAACGUGUGAUUGUCCUCCAGGACGCAGCGGGGCCCUGUGUGACCAGACGACGGCACCGAACAUCUGUCAGGCCAGCAGAUGUGUUCAUGGUCUGUGUGUGCCGAAGGGUCAGUCCUACAGUUGCCAGUGCAGUGAAGGCCACCAGGGUCAGUACUGCGAUCGACGGCAGGAGCCUCCAGUCUGCAGGGUGCAGCGCUGUGGACACGGGGAGUGUCGUGUGUCCGAGGGAGGAGAGCCCGUCUGCCACUGUCAGCCGGGGUACACCGGGCCUAGCUGUGACACAGACCUCACAUGUCAAGGAGAGAUGGUGAGGGAGCUGCUGAAGCGCCACCACCCGAUGAAAACAUGCACGUCCACCAGCAAGAUUCCCCGCAUGGAUUGUCCCCGAUCCUGCCAGGCAGCAGCACCCCCGGGUGUCUGCUGUGGCGUCACCAAGAGCAGAAGAAGGAAGGCGGUUUUCCGCUGCACCGACGGCACCUCGUACUCCGAGGAGAUGGAAAGUGCUCUGGAGUGCGGCUGCUCCAAGUGCCCGUUGUAACAGCACCGUUUGUUCGUUUGUUCGUUUGAACACCCACCGCUGCCAUUUUGUGAAUUCUACUCGUCAACGAGGCUGUCGCUCUGAGAUUCUUCAACGUUGAUGAGCACCCACCAUCUUGUGAUUUUUAUUUUAUUUUUUACACAUUCAGUUUGACCGCCGCCAAUUUGCUGCCUAGAGAAACCACAAACGAAAACAAAAACGGGACAUGUGUGCGUGUUUUUUGACAGAGAGAAAAUAUAUUGUAAGAUAUAAGUGAGAAAAAACAUAGAACUUAUUUUUAUUAUGGAUUUUUUUUUCUAAAAGAUGAUAAAAGGACUGAUAAGUUGUGUGUUUUUUUUUAAUAUGUUGAUUAUAUAAUGUGUUACAUAGUAUGGAAAGUUAUUUUGUACCUUGUAAGGAGAAGAAAUACACAGCAAAAUAGAUUAACAUUCCUUUAAAAGUAUAUGAAUUUAUAUGUAUGUAUAAAUCUAUAUAAAUAUAUACCCCUAACCCAAUGAAUUCUAUAUUUUCAAAGUGUAUUUGCAUGAUGUUAAUGUGAGUGCUGAUAGCUUUGGACACUGAGAGAGGAGGGCCAAGAGAGAAGAGCUCCCUUGAUUCCACAGCAAGGAAAACGUGGCAGUCUGUUGUUGCCCUCCCUCUUGGAGAGAAAAAGAGAACUGUAUGUGCCUAGCUAACCUGCUUCACUAUAUAAUGGACAUCAUCCUCACAUGUGAGCUCAUUGAGAAAACCAUAAAAGACUCUUCCCACAGAGAUGAUUUAACACGCUGUUCUAAUGUUGUGUUAUUCGUUCGUUUGCUGUUGCACACAAGACUUGGAGCCACAUGACGUUUGACACGAAAAACCUGAAAGUUGUUUGCUCAUUCAUUCAAGAAUUAAACAUUAUAAGUGAGGAAUUCCCGUUUAAAUCAACAAGAGGAAAAUCAUACGAGAUCAUGAGCUGCUGCUGAGAUUUUGAAUUAUUUUUAGGUAGAAACAGGAAGCCAUUUUUUAUCAAACCACCCUUUUUUCUUUUUUAUAAAUAACAACUUAAUGCCGUGCUGAAAAUAAUUGUUUCUUUGACUCCUGUGGUUGAACGUUUCAAGUGUGCAUGACUGCUGCCCCUUCCACCCCCCCAGUGACCCUGAGGUACGUUUCUACAGGGGGAGACGUCAAACCGCAGGAGCAAAAACAACAUUGUCAGCUGGUUUAAAUUGCUCUUUAAAUCGCUGCUCAACAUGAGUUUGGUGCAGCGAAGCCACUUCGAAUAAAGCCACGAUGCCAAAGUCAAAUAUAUUUGCCUUAACAGAUAACUAUGUCAACAACAGUUGACAGAAAUCUUUGAUUCAUGCAACUUCAAGUUCCUCGGUGUGCUUAUUUUGAAGUUCAAAAAUGUUGCUGCAAUAUUGUCGAUGACUGCUUCUGAAUGUUUGAUCACUUUGGAUGGAUGAAGGCAUUCGUCUCCGUGACAACACAAUCAAAAUUCAACGGUGGCCUUUCUUAGCUCCCGAAUAAAUGAUGCUUUCAUCAAAUAAUAUCCAUCUCUCCUGACCGGGUUGUGUGUGCAGGCCCUAUGAAAUGUGUAGAAAUUGGGUCAAAAGAACAAGAAGCCUUAAUCCUGCCACUGUCCUUUUACUAUGAAUGAUUUGUUGAUAUUAAUGUGAAGGUGCAGCAUCAACAAGAACCUAUUUUUUUUAUUUUUCCUCUUACAGUGUUAAUGUGUGAUGCAUUCAAUGUGUUAUAUGAUAACAUUAUAUAAUGCAGGUCUGAUUGUUUGAACAUUGUUUGUUCUUGCAUACAAGAAAAACAUGUAUUUCCAUUGAGCGGGUACUUUAAAAAUGUUUAAGGUGAAGCUUUUGGAUCAUUUGUUCAUGUUUAAAUGUCCACAUUGACAGUGUGAGAUGGAGUUAAAAAAAAAAAGUGGAAGUGAAGUUAUUGACCAAAAACCUGUGAGCUCCAGUCCGAUAACAGCAAACCUUCACAUUAUCGACUAAGUUGCCUGCGACGUCAAAGUGGUUUUGGACCGAGGUGCCGCACAGCUGAACAAAAUGUCAACAUCAGUGCGGUUUUUAACUGUCUAUAGAUGACUAACAUGAUUAAAAGUAUAGCAAAGACCAUAAUGUAAUUACUACUGUAUUGUUUACUUCAUACAUUGUUGCUUUGUUUACAACAGGUGCAAAGUAUUGUCACACUUUUACAGUUAAUUCACAGCUUUAAUAUUCUGGGUUUUGAGACAUAUCAGUAUUAUCUUCGUCUGUCACAGUUUUCCGCAUGUUCUGUUCCUUCUUCCUGAUACUUCUUCACACCUUUCUGAUUUUCUCUGCCUCUUUUCCCCCGUGUCUUUGUUCAAGUCGUCUCCAGACAUUUUCACCACCAUUUCUCAUUCUUUGAUACCCAUUCUUGUUUUCACAACAAGUUCAGCUUCUAUCUUUUUCCCAUUUCUCCUUUCUCUAUUCAUCCCCUCAUUUUCUGAUCAUAAAGGUUUUUAAAGUUCUUCAUUGUGAACAGAAUCAGACACAUUAGUUAUUAGUUAUUGACAAUAACAAUAACCUUAAAGUCAUUUCCAUUUUCCAGGUCUUAGGUUUAAAAUAAAUAAAUAAUGAAUAUGUGAGUGAUGAUAAUUGAUAAUUAUGUUGAAUGUUCAAAUUAAACUACCAUUGAAACUAUA
This is a messenger RNA of Cottoperca gobio, 6274 nucleotides long. RefSeq names its product slit homolog 3 protein-like. NCBI's taxonomy places the organism in Eukaryota, Metazoa, Chordata, Actinopteri, Perciformes, Bovichtidae. Gene Ontology annotation, biological process: axon guidance. Gene Ontology annotation, molecular function: Roundabout binding; calcium ion binding; heparin binding. The record is from RefSeq and is a predicted model, not a curated record.